Molecule: messenger RNA, 703 nt
Organism: Salvia splendens (bonfire salvia)
Lineage: Eukaryota; Viridiplantae; Streptophyta; Magnoliopsida; Lamiales; Lamiaceae
Product: Yippee family putative zinc-binding protein
Exons: 5
Coding region: 155-511 (118 amino acids)
Source: RefSeq, a predicted model, not a curated record
AAUGGGGCGAGAGGCGGAUUAGAGAUUAGAAAAACAAACUACGUGUCAGUGUGAUAGUGAUCCAAUUUACCCAAACUACAACACAACACUAUCAUAUUUGUAUCGUCUCAAAUUCUAAUCGUGGUUGAGAGAGAGAGAGAGAGAGAGAAGAGAGAUGGGAAGGAUCUUUGUUGUUGAUUUAGAAGGAAAAACCUACAAUUGCAAAUUCUGCAAAACCCAGCUAGCACAGCCUCAUCAACUUGUUUCCCGGUCAUUUCACUGCCAAAGGGGGAAGGCUUAUCUCUUUAAUACUGUAGUGAAUGUGACAUCUGGUCCUCCUGAGGAGAGGAUGAUGAUUUCUGGUAUGCACACGAUAUCAGAUGUAUUUUGCUGCUCUUGUGGGCACUUACUAGGCUGGAAAUAUUUGGUCGCACACGAGGAGAGCCAGAAAUAUAAACAAGGCAAAUUUGCUCUUGAGAGAGACGGAAUCAUAGAUGGAGAAGACGCUGAAUUCUACAUCGCCUUUCUAUGAGCAAAGACAAAGAAUGAGUUGGUUUUUGGUUUCGGUUUUGGUCUGUUUGUUUGCUUACUUGUAGAUGAUGAUAGUAAUAAACGUUUGCUUAAGUGUGCCUCUAGCUUGUUGAUGUCAAAAACUUCAGAACUAUUCCGACCUGUGACGACGAAGGGGAGAAUGAGGACAUCCUAUGCAUUCUCUCUGUCUCUA